Molecule: messenger RNA, 1665 nt
Organism: Ziziphus jujuba (common jujube)
Lineage: Eukaryota; Viridiplantae; Streptophyta; Magnoliopsida; Rosales; Rhamnaceae
Exons: 9
Coding region: 353-1435 (360 amino acids)
Source: RefSeq, a predicted model, not a curated record
UUCGCAGCAAAUCCGAUUUAUUGCAAAAAGAGGGAACCACCUCACCAUUUCAUCGGACUGGCAAUCCAACUACAGCAUUGCGAACACGCGUAAAGCUUCGUUUGGGUUUGAAGAAACAAAAAACUGCCAUUCUUUCCUUUCGAUUUUCUCUAAAUUUUUAAUUGAUAAUUAUAACUUUCUUAAAUCAUAUAAUACAUACAAGAAGAAGAUAAACCCGUCUCAAAUUCUCAAAACCCAGGUUCUUCUUUGUAUGUGAUCAAAAUUUGAUUAAUCUCUCACCAUGUUAAAGAUAACAAAGCUAUUGCUGAUGAAUCUGCCUUCUGGCAUGCAAGAGAAAUUUUGAGGUAGUGAGAUGGAAAAGAAACCAAUAGAUGAUUAUGAGCCUGGUCCAGUUCCUUCGCCAAGGCCAUUGGAUAGAUUUGGGUUUGUAAAGCAGGAACCAAAUAACCCAGCUGAAGGUUUAGCAAAGAGCAGGUCCGCCCAGGAGUUUGAAAGGGAUGAAAGAAGGGUUAGAAAAUGGAGGAAGAUGAUUGGGGUAGGAGGCAGUGAUUGGAAGCAUUAUGUCAGAAGAAAACCUCAUGUUGUAAAAAGGCGCAUAAGGAAAGGAAUUCCUGAUUGUUUAAGGGGUCUUGUAUGGCAGUUGAUCUCUGGAAGUCGGGACCUUUUGCUGAUGAACCCUGGAGUAUAUGAGCAAUUAGUGAUAUAUGAGACAUCAGCUUCAGAGCUGGAUAUAAUUCGAGAUAUUUCCCGUACCUUCCCUUCGCAUGUUUUCUUCCAACAGAGACAUGGUCCUGGGCAAAGGUCCCUCUAUAAUGUUUUGAAGGCAUACUCUGUCUAUGACAGAGAUGUUGGAUAUGUUCAGGGAAUGGGUUUUCUGGCUGGUCUUUUGCUUCUUUAUAUGAGCGAAGAGGAUGCUUUUUGGUUAUUGGUUGCACUACUUAAAGGAGCUGUCCAUGCACCAAUGGAAGGAUUAUAUCUGGUGGGGUUGCCUCUGGUUCAACAAUACCUGUUUCAGUUUGACCACUUGGUGAAGGAGUUCUUGCCUAAGGUGGGGGAGCAUUUUGCUCGAGAAAUGAUAAAUCCUAGCAUGUAUGCAAGUCAGUGGUUCAUAACUGUUUUCACAUACUCUUUCCCAUUCCAUUUGGCUCUUAGAAUUUGGGAUGUCUUUCUCUAUGAGGGUGUUAGAAUCGUAUUUAAAGUUGGUUUGGCCCUAUUAAAGUUUUGCCAUGAUGACUUGUUAAAGUUACCCUUUGAGAAACUCAUUCAUGCUUUGCGUAACUUCCCCGAGGAUGCAAUGGAUCCAGAUACAUUGCUACCAAUGGCUUACUCAAUCAAGGUAUCCAAGCGUUUGGAGGAGUUGAAGCUGGAGUAUGAAAAGAAGAAUGGAAAUCGUUCUUCUGAAUUUUCUGGGAAGUCUUCAAAACAGUUGCAGUGACGAUUUUCCAAUCCAAAUGAUGAAGUCCUCUGAUCAAUGCAUACACCAAUUUUUUCAUUCUUUUGUCAUGGGGAUUGUUGUUAUUUUUACAGAAUGUUUCUAAAAUUAUAGCAAUGUCAUCCACCGGUAAAUUGUUUAUUUGCUCAAGUUAGUACCAAUAACUCCCCAUUUGUGCCAAAAGUUGAUGCGUUGGAUUUGCAAUACAAAAGUUUUUGAAAACAUUUCGGAAA